CAAGCGCUCAUUUGUCACACAAAUAGUCAACAAACGGUUCAUUCAAACCAUCGGUCAGUUUGUGAUCACUUCACAUGCCAUCCAAACCAUGAUUUGAUCCCUCGUUGCAACACCUCUUGUGUCCAUCCGUUCACCACAAACGAUGUCCGCACGAAGACAGCACUUGCCAUCGAUUAUCGACUCAAUACGGACCAGUGGCGAUGGUCUGCGAGCCGGCGAUCGAUCGCUUAUCUGUUCGGCCCUCAGACGGGAGUACGUGUUGAUGGAUCUGUUGCCCAACCAGUCCUUCAUGAGCCACAUAUUCAUCGGUUUCACACAAAACGGUCAACACUUCCUCAGCUAUUCCAAGAGCGAAGAGUCCAAUCAGAUUCGUCUCCACAUCUUCCGGUUCAACGGCGACCGCCCGCUGGAGCUGACGGCCAGUCACGUGAUACACACUGGCAACUCGUUUCACUCGACCGACUCGUUCGCCGACUCUUCGCGACUCUUUGAGGCCGUCUAUUGCUAUCAGUGGUCGGCGGACGACAACUAUAUCCUGACAGUCGUGGCGCCACAGUAUCCCAACUCGAAGCUCAUGGACGUGACGCUCAUCCGCGUGGACCGGUUCGGGUCGUAUGUCGUGACGCCCGGCCCCCAGACCUUCAACUGCAACGGCUUCGGACGCAUUCCCGACUUCUGUGAUGACGGCGACGAGUCGGUCGCCGACGACGAACUCUUGUGUCAGCCGAAGAUCAUCUUAAGUCAGCCGAAGGUGUGUUCGUUCAUCACUGACAGCGAAAUCGUGUUCUUUGAGAUCAAGGAGGCGGCGAACCAGAGGACGGGCCUUCUGGACGUGCGACUCGAGUGCCAACUGCUGGACGUCGAGUCACACAUAUUCGGCGACGUCUUCAACAAACACUUGACUAAUCUUUUCAAUUAUGUCUCGGAGUACGAGCUCUUAGUGUACGACAUAAAGUCGGAU
Molecule: messenger RNA, 961 nt
Organism: Oppiella nova
Lineage: Eukaryota; Metazoa; Arthropoda; Arachnida; Sarcoptiformes; Oppiidae
Source: the annotation of a GenBank genome assembly